Molecule: messenger RNA, 2879 nt
Organism: Ipomoea nil (Japanese morning glory)
Lineage: Eukaryota; Viridiplantae; Streptophyta; Magnoliopsida; Solanales; Convolvulaceae
Exons: 2
Coding region: 195-2627 (810 amino acids)
Source: RefSeq, a predicted model, not a curated record
GUCCAUGUUAGAAAAUGAAGAGGUGAUAUUACGCGGCGCUUGGCCAAGACUCCACAGCAUCAAAACCGAACGACGGUGGUCUCCCCCGUUUCCACGCAGAACUCAGACGGCCACGUCUGCUUGUUUUCCUAAGCAGCGCCGCCGCCGCCAUUUCCAACACCGGAAAACGCCAUACGUAAAAUACUCGGUUUGUAAUGUCUGCGAAAUUGGAGGGUGUUGAUUUGAAUUCAGAAGGCGUUUCAGUUGAAGCGAAUAAUGUGAGUACUGAUCAAUUAGGAAACAAAACCCCAGCGGAGAAUCUCUGUGAUCAGGCCCCCUCGUGUGGGGCUUCAGGGGAAGGAUCUAGGGUUGUUGGAAAUACUGAAACCUCAGACAUAGAACUUGAUCUAAAAGUGGAUAACAAAGAGAGCCAAACUGAUUGUGUUCGGAUUGCUGGCAGUUCAUGUGUUGAAGAGAGUUGUAGUAAAGCUUCAGUUGAUUUGGGUGUUGAUGAUGAUGUGGAACAUGUUCAUAGAAGAGGGGAAGAGGGAAUUAUGGAUUCUGCCACAGAUAGGACAGGGAUUUGCCAUGAUAUGGAUUUAGAUACACAGAAAAACUCCGUGGAUGAAGUGGUUUCCAUAAAUGGGAGUGGGAAUAAAGGAACUGAGAGUAGAGAUUAUUUAGAUGACGAAAAUGCAACUGUAGCAGUUAACUGUGAGAGUGAUGCUGCCACUUAUAUUGAAGAGGCUGGUUUAAAUGGGGACCCACAAAUGGUAAGUGAAGGGAAGUUGAUGGACAUGAAGCCCGAAGAUGCUGAUGGAAAAGAUGUUAAGUAUGCUGCUUCGAAUAUAGAAGGAUGCGUGCAGGGAUCUAUAUCAGAGGAAGAAGGAGAGUAUAGUGUGAAUGAUCUUGUAUGGGGCAAGGUGAGUGGUCAUCCUUGGUGGCCAGGGCAGAUAUUUGAAUCUUCUGCUGCAUCACGGAAAGCAAUGAAGUAUUUUAAGAAAGAUAGCCAUCUAAUAGCCUACUUUGGGGAUCAUACAUUUGCAUGGAAUGAUGUGUCUCGACUAAAACCUUUUAGGAUGCACUUCAAUCAAAUGGAGAAACAGUGCAAUACAGAAGCCUUCUGUCAUGCCUUAGAUUGUGUAUUGGAUGAGGUCUCUAGAAGAGUUGAAUUUGGUUUGUCUUGCAGAUGCGUGCCAAAGGGGGUGCGAGUUAAAUUUAAAACCCAGAAUGUGGUCAACCGUGGCAUUCGAAAGGAAUCAUGUCAAAGAGAUGGUGGUGACAACUUGUCAACGGCAUCCUCUUUUAGCCCUGCUGUACUUUUUCAACAUUUGAAGUCCUUAGCAACCUCCCAGCGUGAUGGUGUUGAUAGAUUGGGGUUUGUUGUGACAAGAGCUCAGUUGCUGGCUUUCAAUCGUUGGAACGGUUAUGAUAAGCUAUCUGCACUGGGAGAAUGUGAUGGGUUGUUGGAGAAUGAUGCUGACAUACAUGUGUCGCAAGGUAGGGAAGAAGAAGUUCCAGGUUGGUCUGAGGAUGAUAGAGUUCCUUCUGGAAGUGAUAAGGAAACUGCCACAAAGAGUACUUCAGUGAAGCGUAGACUGUACCCUGAGGAUAAUGAGGAUAUGGCAAAGAAGGUAAAAUUGAUAUCUGGUAGUGGCAAGAACAGUAAGAAAAAAACUGAUAGGAAAGUAAACAUUCUGUCUUCUGAUAAUAAGCACAAAGCAAGCAAUCUGGUAUCGAGUGACAAAAAAAUGAAGAGAAUAAAAACAUCUAAGCCACCUGAAACUGGUAAUAACCAGUCUAUACAGUCUAAGAAGCUUCUUGGGAUAGGAGAGCGUAUACAGAGGGCUGCAAUUCAACUUGGUGGAUCAACUCCAGUUCUCAAGUCUCUGGCAGAGUUCCCUCCUGUUGAGGAGAUGCUCUUAAAGCUCUCUUUGGCUGCCAAAGAUCCCAUGAAUGGGUAUAGCAUGCUGGUUCCAUUUAGUAGAUUUUUCUGUGAUUUCAGGAAUUCAACUUUGGAAAAUGCCGAGUUACAUGAUCCUGGAGAGCAAGCAUUAUCAGAAGACCCUGAGGACGAGAAGAAUACUUCCAUUGGUGAAUUGGACGCAGUUGUUGCUACCAACCCAACCACAGAGAAACAAGAAAAAGACAGCAUGGUUAUGCAGUCAGAAUCUGAAGAUCCAUCUGGCCAUGUGGAUGUGAAAGAAAAAGGCAGUGAGGUUAUUGAUUCAGUAUCCAAUGAUCCAUCUGGUCAUGUGGAUGUGAAAGAAAAAGGCAGUGGGGAUGUAGAGCCAGAAUCUGAUGAUCCAUCUGGUCAAUUAGAUGUGAAAGAAAAAGGCGGUGUGGAUAUGGAGUCAGAAUCUGAUGAUCCGUCUGGUCUUGUGGAUGGAAAAGCCGAGGAAUCCACUCCAACCGCACUGAUUCUUAACUUUCAAGAUCCGGAAUCUGUUCCUUUGGGAGCAGAUCUCAACAAGAUAUUCAGUCGCUAUGGCCCUCUCGACGAGUCCAAGACUGAAGGCCUGGGCAAGACCAAGUGUGCAAAAGUCGUCUUCAAGAGGAGCUCUGAUGCUGAGAAGGCUUUCAGCAGUCCUGGCAAAUACAGCACUUUUGGCCCUUCACUUAUUAGCUACCGCCUCUCCCGUGUUUGAAAGAAGGUACGCGAAGUGAUCCAAGAUCUGCAGCAGUCAAUGGCAUUUCAAGGGGACUGAGACAUGUUAAUAGUUCUCUGUGCUUAGUUACUUUUGUAGCAUAGUAGCAUAUUCAUAGUCAAACAGUUAGAUGCUGUUCACCUUGCCAUUACAUGCACAUUGAUGAGGUUUAGCUACUGACAAAUUGGUUCACUUGUUGCUAUAGAAAGCUUCCCACUAGAAUAAUACAGCUGACCAUCAUUAUGACUGUUA